AUGCGUACCUCCGCCCCUCUGGUGUUGCUCCUGCUGUUUCUGCUAGUUGUGCUCCUGGGCAUAGAUGAGGUGUCGUCAAAUAGCAAAGCGGGAAAUAAUAACAGGAAUGCAAAGAGCGGGAAGGGGGGAGGCGCAAGUAAGCAGGGCAAAAAUGAAGCGAGCGGAAGUGCUGGUACGAGUGGAAAGGGCAGCCAGAAAGGGAAGAAGAAAGAUCCGAGGGGAGGUGCCACUCCCAAAGGACAAACGAAACCACCCGAACAGGGAAAACAAAAAAACAAAAAAGGACAAGACAGCCAUUUUGAUGAAUUCAUAAAGGACAUGAGAGACAACCAAGAUGAAGACAAUUUUAUGGAUGAAUUGAAUAACUUUGAAAAGAAUUUUCACGAUGAAGAUUUAGAGAAUAACAAACAUAUGUUUGACAACUAUGGCAAGGGAGGAGCAGAUAAUGGAGAGUUCAAAAGAAAUGACAAGCUGAAUAGUGGAAAUGACGGCGGAAUGAAACCUGAUGCCAACGAUUACCAAUAUUUCGAUAACGAUGAUAAUGCUGAGGGAGAUGAGGACUUGACAAACAUAUGGAAUAAAAAUAUGCAGAAUUUUGAACCAUCUACUUUGUUAACAUUUGAAAUUCAAGGAAAUUCAGAGGAAUAUCUUUUUGAGGAAAUAAGCGAUUUGAACACUUAUUUUCGAGGAGUGUUUUACUCCAACAAUGAAUCUGAUGAUAAUAAAAUUCUGCUUUUUAUCACCGAUCCGGAUGGAGAAAUAAUUUACAAGAAAGAAGCAAAUGAAGGCAUUUUUUACUUUUACACACAGAAAAUUGGAGUGUAUACAAUCACCUUGAGAAAUAGGAAGUGGAUGGGAAAAAAACUCACAACGGUUGCCCUUGGGUUGGGAGAAAGCCCCUCGUUAAGAUCGGAACAUAUAAAAGACUUCACCAAUUAUAUCGACAAAAUUGUUGCUGAAACGAAGAGGUUAAAGAACGAAUUGAAGUAUUUAUCUUCCAAACAUAUAGCACAUAUUGAGAAAAUGAAAAAAAUCACCAACAAGGCCUUUCUCUACUGCUUCAUCAAAUUGUUUGUCCUCAUCUUUUUGUCCUUCUUCACCAUUUACUACAUCAAGAAUUUGGUCUCCAACAAGCGCGUCCUGUGA
Molecule: messenger RNA, 1146 nt
Organism: Plasmodium inui San Antonio 1
Lineage: Eukaryota; Apicomplexa; Aconoidasida; Haemosporida; Plasmodiidae
Exons: 1
Coding region: 1-1146 (381 amino acids)
Biological process (GO): Golgi organization; intracellular protein transport; endoplasmic reticulum to Golgi vesicle-mediated transport
Cellular component (GO): endoplasmic reticulum; COPII-coated ER to Golgi transport vesicle; endoplasmic reticulum-Golgi intermediate compartment
Source: RefSeq, a predicted model, not a curated record